ACAUCCCCAUUCCUUUACGUGUGUUAUGAUUGUCUUUUCCAUGCCGAACUUAAGUGCUUCUGGACUUUGAUUUUUUGUUAAAUUAAUUAAUUGUCUGUGGUAGUGUUUUUUUGUUUUGCUAAUUCUUUCGUUUUUGAAUUACGGCUUCAGCAAAUUUCGGAAAUUCCUUGUGGUAUUUCCCCUCCUUGAAAUUGUUGCGGGCCAAGGUUACACACCUGUUGGGAUUACCAAUUUGUGUGCAUAGCAAUGCCCGCCACACAGUUUGAAAUCCAGUAACAACAUAUGUGGAUGAUACGGAUGAUUACAUCUAUCAAAAAAUCGGGACCCAACAUUUUUUGCGUAACGAGUUAGACUGAAGAAUAAGAUGUCGACUAAUGAAUUUAGUCGCUCUGGACUAUAUCGAGAUACUCCUCCUCCUCCUUAUGAAUCUCUACAACCGGUUUUGAACCAGCCAUCGCCUCAUAGAGGCACAUCAAGCGUUACAAAUACAGCUAGUCCCACGUUCCCUGUUACCUGCCUACCAGGACUUGAAAGCCUUCGUGGAGUCGACCAACUAACUAUAGAAAAGGAGCCAGUCGACUUUUGUUCUUGUUCGUGUGAACCCUUCUACACAUACAACGUGAAAAACAACUUGAAUCAACAGCUUUUUUCGAUUUCACCAGUGAACGUCGGCUGUGCGUCAUACGAUAUGCAACUUUUCGACAGUUUUGGAAACCCAAUAGUCCUCUUCCAACGAUGCCUAGAAUGUUGCUCUAGCUUAAGAAUUGAAAUCAUUCACACGCUUGGUACGAUCAUAGGUUGCGUCCAGAGGGAAGCCGGAUUUUUCAACACCGCUUUCGUUGUUGGAGACGCCCAUAACCAAGCUAUUUUCAAAGUGAAGAGAACAUCAUUUGAAUUUUUUUCAGGUAAUGUUGACUUCGGUAUCAAGUCGGCUGGUGGGUCUGUAGAAGUUGGAAAAAUUACUAGGGUGUGGACUGGUUGGAUGAGUGCGCAACACUUGUACAACAUUACUUUUCCAAGGGAUUUAGUGGCGGAAAUGAAGGUCGCUUUAUUGGGCGCUUGGUAUAUGAUUGAAGCAUCAUAUCAGGCUAGCCGUCGCAAUCAUGAUAGCUGAACCCAAGUUCCUGGAGCAAACUGAUAAUGUGAUAAAUGUGUUUCCGUGCUUCCGUAAACGUAGCUUUGCUUUUAAAUUUACUGUGACGAAUAUAUAUUUUGAUGUAAUUAAAAUACUCAUUUAAACAUUUAAAAAAAUAUUGUGUAUAUAUUUUUAAUAAAUACUUACGAUAUCUUAAAACAAA
Molecule: messenger RNA, 1298 nt
Organism: Zophobas morio
Lineage: Eukaryota; Metazoa; Arthropoda; Insecta; Coleoptera; Tenebrionidae
Product: phospholipid scramblase 1-like
Exons: 7
Coding region: 365-1114 (249 amino acids)
Biological process (GO): plasma membrane phospholipid scrambling
Cellular component (GO): plasma membrane
Molecular function (GO): phospholipid scramblase activity
Source: RefSeq, a predicted model, not a curated record